UCUCAGUCUUUGAGGUGGCCUGGGAAAGCGGAGAGGCGCGUGGCUGCCAUUUUGUCGCUGACGGGGAACGCUUUUCCCGUAGGCUGGUGGCAGCAGAGCGAGCCGCUCUGGCAGCGUCGUGGGCGGCGGGGACGGGGUAGAGGCUUGGCCUGUCGGAGCCGUAGCGGCUUAGACGAACUCGUCGCUUGGUUUCUCUGGUGACAGUCGCUGGGCUUUCUCCGGACCCCCCUCGAUUCCGGGCCUGGUUAGUAGAACAGGGUCGCGAGUGGGCCGGUGUGGAGGGCGGCUGGCUUCCGCUGGGGCGAUCUGAUCCUGCGCACGCUUACUCGGGAGGAAGUUUCACUUGGCUCGGCGGAGACUUACACCCAAGUAAGCGUGCGGAGGGUCGUAGUCUUUCGAGGCUUUCUCUUCCGAAGUCAUUGUAUUCCUUCGAGGGGUUGAGGGGGUUACGGCUGGGCCCAAGCCAGCGACACCCGUUCUGGCGGUAGUUACCGCGUGUUUCGCUUCUGGUCGACUGGGGAGUCGGUCUCAGGCCAGCGGUGGCUGUCUUCCCGCUCCGUUUGGCAGCAGGCAUGCUGAACACACACUGCCAUAGCGAGGCGCUUUUUGGUCACGUGUGCAGAUGCGUGUGAAAGGACGACUUGUAGAGACGGGGCCAGCGAAUCCUCCCGCCACGGCUUGAAUUGUUUGCUAGGAUUGGUAAAAUUUUCAUAGAAUCAUAGAGUUGGAAGGGGCCAUACAGACCAUCUAGUCCAAUCCCCUGCCCAGUGCAGGAUCAGCCUAAAGCAUCUCUGACAAGUAUUCAUCCAGCCUCCUCUUGAAAAAUUUUCUGCUCUUCUGGAAGAAACUCUUUUCAGUUCCCAAGAAACCGAGUUCGUUGUCCCGUGGGUUGGUUAAUGGUGAUUUCUUGGAAUGCACUGGAUCUUUUGGAAGCGCCUUUCCUUCCCUAGGAAUGUAUUGGAUUAUGUGCGAACUGGCAAGUGAAAAUGACGCCGGAUUUAAGGAAACGCAAGCACCAUCCAGACUUCAUACGUGAGACCUCUCUUGAUGUCCCCUUGAAACUGCUGAGUGAUGUUAUACUUAAGCAAUAAGAUGACAGCUUUUGGUGCACCUGUGUAGUUGCUCAGGAGAGCAUACCUUCUGUACUGUCCAUUUAUUUACUGGGCUUUGGAGGACAUGGUUUUCCUGUCAGGAAUGUUUUAUGACAGGAUAUUAGGUGUUCUAUCUGCUUUCCAGAGGGGAGGUAAAUCUUUCCUGAUGGACAGAGAUGCGCUGGGAAGAAACAGAGGUGGCACUUAAUAUUAACAUGAGUUAACUUUUCUCACUGAGAGUUACUUAGGAGUGAAAUGCAGCCAGGGUUUGUUAAAUUGUUGCAGUGGAUAUAAUACCUCUUACACUCAGGGUUUGUCAAACUAUUGCAGUGGAUAUAGUACCUCUUACACUCAAAUUAUUUCCUGAGUUUAAAUGUAGUAAUAUGGUUUAGUGUUUAAAUUGGUUGUGGGGUGGGCAGCAUCUUAGAUCUCCAACAAGUCAUGUGGAGGCUGUUCAGUUGGUUGAGUCAAUCACUGUGUUGGAUUGACUUUCUUUUCUCCUUAAUCAAGAGUGAGCAGAGACCCCUUUUGACACCCAGAAAGGUUAAACUGGGAAUGGUGCGAUUUGGACAAAAAACAAUGCAGAUUCAGGCUAUAUUGAGGAAGGGAGUUGGGCAAAAUUGCCCCUCUUUUUUCUGGCACUAGUGGAAAAGUUUGUUAGGAAUCCAGCCUGUAAGCUUUUAUCCUGUCUUUCUCUCUGAAUUCAAGGUGGAAUUCAUAUGGCUCCUCUCCAGGCCUGAACAGAUCUGAAGCUGCUUAUGUUCCAUAAGGCGCUGCCUAUACUGCUAGCUGUGACUCCCAAUUAGGGUUAAUUAUUGUUAAUUAUAUAUUUUUCGAUCUGGUUACUGGAAAUGCUUGCAUAUGUUCGUGUUGGAUUACUCUGUGUUGGAUGUGGUGCUUUUUAAAGUUUGGUGGUCAUGGAAAGUCUGAGUUGCUGAAUAACGUUUAGAGUAGCUGUAACUGUGUUCAUUACAUUUUGUUAUAUAUGAAUGAGAAUUAUUUGAACCAUUUUGUGUAUGGGGAUCUUGGUAGUUCAAUUGCUGUUAGUGGGAAUUAUGGCAUUGAUUUCAUGGGAUAAGAAAGCAAUUUAUGAACAAUUUUUUUUUAGACUGAGAAGUUUCUGUGCAGAAUUCUAAUGCAAUUUUUUUGAGGUGCAUAUAUGUGGUUCAAGGUACAGUUGUUUAACAAACUUCACAGUCUUUGGUCUUUCUAGGUCCUGGACAGAGGCAUAAGUGACUUGGGUCCUCAUUUGCUGGAACACAUGUUCCACUGAAAAAUAUUGUGUUGUGUGAAAUAUUGGACCAAGCAUGAUCCUGUGCAUGCUUAUUUGGAAGUAAGCUCUGUUGAAUUCGGAGGGGUGUUCUGAUGAACAUGCAUAGGCUUGGACUGUGUGGUUUUCUGUGAUUUCCUCUUUUGCUAGUAAGGAAGUCAACAGUCAUGCAUAUAUUUUUCUGGAGUUUUUGACUUUAUAAUGCAUUUUGGUCCUAGAGAAUAGAGAAUUUUGGAUUUUUAAAAAUGUUUGUGGUGGGAUAACAAGACUUUGUAGGGAAAUUCAAAUGAGCUUAAUCUGAAUAUUUUCCUAGAAUUUCAGCUUUGCAGAUUUUUAAAAAAAUCAGAACUAUUCUAUACAUUUGGUGGAAGAUUCAGUUGUGGUGCACAUCUUGCCAAACUUCAGAAAUGUAAGGAUUUUAGAAGAACGGAAUAUCUGUUUUCAUGUGGAAUAUCAUGUUUCAAGCACUAGAAGCAUUGACGAGGCUGCUGAAUUUUCAACUCUGCAUGGACCCAUUGAAGACUACUCUUGACUAAUUUCCAUCAUUUACUGAAGUCAUUUUUAAUAUUUGGACAUUUAAAAACUGGAUAUACAGGCCAACAUGCUCCUCAGUUGAAGUGUUUUUUUUUCCUUUUUGUGUAUCCCUUGGAUGCAACUUGGCUCAAGACUACCCGCUAACUUUACUCUUUUCACUGGUUAUUGUUACCUGUGGUUAAGGAAAUACCAUGGUAAUGUGGCACAAUAUGUAAACCAAGCUAUUUGUUAGCCAUUAAUUAUGUUUCAUUUUCUUUCCACAGUUAAGUUGAUUUCUCAGACUUUUAUCAGGCCUACCAAGUGAAAACAGGUGAUUAUUGCUGUGGGUUGAGCUCAGAAUGGCAGUAGUCAUCCGUUUACAGGGGCUUCCUGUUGUUGCGGGAUCUGCAGAUAUUCGCCGUUUCUUCUCAGGAUUGAAUAUUCCUGAUGGAGGUGUACAUAUCAUUGGAGGAGAGAAGGGGGAAGCCUUUAUUAUCUUUGCGACAGAUGAAGAUGCACGACAAGGAAUGAGCUUUUCAGGAAGAUUUGUCAAGGAUUCACGUAUAGAGCUCUUCCUUAGUAGCAAGACUGAAAUGCAGAAUAUAAUAGAAGUUAAUAGGAAAAGAUACGAUCAUGGUGGGAGAGAGACAGUAACUGGGUCUAGACGGACAGGUUCUAGUAAUUCAGGAGUUGGGAACCUUUCAAAUUUAGUUGCAGCUAUUAAAAAAGGAAUCGGUAAAUCCAGCUUUGAUUCUCUGGAUAACUUGGAGGAUGACUUUCAUUUACAUGGCUCUCAAAAUAGCAAUGCAGAGGUUUCAAAAUCAACUUCUGAUCAGUCCAAGAAAGAGUCAGACAAUUUGUAUGUGUUUGUACGUGGGAUGCCUUACUCUGCAUCAGAAAAUGAUGUCCUCAAUUUCUUCUCAGGAUUGCAUGUAGAGGGAGUGAUCCUGUUAGAAAAUGAUGAGGGUCGACCAAAUGGUGAUGGUCUUGUAAAAUUUGCUACACCAAGUGAUGCCAUGAAAGGACUACAACGUGAUAGGGAGUAUAUGGGUCCAAGAUUUUUAGAAUUACGUCCCUCUAAUCAAAGAACAUGGCUUCAGUACGGUGGAGGAGAUGAGAAAAUGGAUAAUUCUUUUAAACACUUUGCUCAGUUAAAUAAAGAAAGCUCUUCAAGCAGAAGAGAAUCAAAUUACAUGUCUUCAAGAAAACAAUCCCACUCAAGGUCUCCUCCAUGGAGAGUUUUGGCACGCUCUCGUUCAAGGUCUCCUCCACAAAGAGUUUUGGCACGCUCCCGCUCAAGAUCUCCUCCACAAAGAGUUUUGGCACGCUCCCGCUCAAGAUCUCCUCCACAAAGAGUUUUGGCACGCUCUCGCUCAAGGUCUCCUCCACAAAGAGUUUUGGCACGCUCCCGCUCAAGAUCUCCACAAAGAGUUUUGGCACGCUCCCGCUCAAGAUCUCCCCCACAAAGAGUUAUGGCACGCUCCCGCUCAAGAUCUCCUCCACAAAGAGUUUUGGCACGCUCCCGCUCAAGAUCUCCUCCACAAAGAGUUAUGGCACGCUCCCGCUCAAGAUCUCCUCCACAAAGAGUUAUGGCACGCUCCCGCUCAAGAUCUCCUCGACGGAGAGUUUUGGCACGCUCCCGCUCAAGGUCUCUUCAGAGGGCAGCUGCAGCACGCUCCCAUUCACCUCUCUCGCAUUCUGCCUUCUCUCAUUCAUCAAACAGUAGGGAAUUUUACAUACACAUUAAAAAUCUGUCACCUGAUGUUGACAAGAGAGAUUUGAGAGCGUUCUUUGGAGCACUAAAUAUAAGUAACCAUAACAUUACACUUUUAAAGCCAGAUAACCCUUUAAAAAAAAGGGAAGCAUUUGUGCAGUUCAAAUCGAUCAGGGAAUAUGAGACUGCACUGACCUAUCAUAAGGAGUCUCUUUUUGGUCAAAGAGUUCACAUUUUCCCCUCUUCUAAAAACUCAAUUCUGCAAUUCAUCGAAUCUUCAGAAGCUAAAAGAUCAUCAGAAAGGCAUCACCAUGUAAAGGAAAAAAGAGAUGGAUGUGCUGGCCAAAAGACGUGUGUAUAUGUAAGGAACUUUCCAUUUGAUGUGACAAAUGUUGAAGUUCAGAAGUUCUUUGCAGGAUUUAAUAUUGAUGACAGUGACAUACAUUUGCUUUAUGAUGACAAAGGAACUGGAUUGGGAGAAGCACUGGUCAAAUUUAGAUCUGAAGAUCAAGCCCGGAAAGCUGAAACUUUAAAUCGUCGACGUUUUUUGGGAACAGAAGUACUACUAAGAUGUAUAUCUGAGGAGCAAAUGCAGGAAUUUGGUAUUAAUGUCUCAUCAGUGUCAAGUGAAAAGAUGCAGGCUAACCCCCAUGCACAUGCUAGAGGUGAACAUUUUUAUGCAGUUGGUUCUCAAGGGCCAUCCAUGCAGGGGAAGUUUAAGCAUCCAUCUGAUUAUAGAUGUCCCAAGGACUUCUUGCGCUCACCCGAUCGGUUUAGAGGCCCUCCUUCUUUCCCAGAAUUCCAUGGUGAAGGCAAUCCUGGAGGUUUCCCAGAGGGGCGCUUUAUGCCUGAUUCUAAUUUCAGUAGUGGCUCUGAUCACAUUACAGUGAUUAAAUUAAAGAAUAUACCAUUUCGAGCAGCUCCUAAUGAAAUUCUGGAUUUCUUCCACGGCUAUAAAAUUAUACCAGAAUCGCUUGUUAUUCACCAUAAUGAAUAUGGAAUGCCUUCUGGUGAAGCUACACUUGCUCUGGUGAAUUAUAAUGAGGCAGUGGCAGCUGUUAAUGAACUGAACGACCGGCCAUUUGGCCACCGCAAAGUUAGGCUAACCUUAGCAUAAAUGAGAACAUGCUAAAGAAGAAAAUAAAAGAAAUUUACAGUGUUACAUUAGAGCCAGAGUCACAUCAACAAUGGGAGUAAAAAUCCUUUAAAUGUUUGUAAAUAAUUUUACAUUAAUUUAAAAUUUGUAUUUCCCCUCUGAACUUUAGGGGGCGGGAUUGGAUAGCAUUUGAUCAUUUCAGUAGUUCUCUCACAUUGACUUUGCCAUAUGUAUGGUUAUAUAUAUAUAUUUGCAGCAUAUUUAAACGUGCUGUUUGCUAACCUGUAUCUACCAAGCUAUUAGUCAGCAAGCUUAAACUUUGUCGCCAAUUGUUAUGUUACAAACAAGCUGGUUGUAUGAGUUUCUUACAUUGUUGCCCAUUGUUUCAUUAAAUGGCGGGUUAAAUUCAGGAUUUUUAGUACAGUCUUCUCAACAGUUCUUUCAAAAUAAAUUACAUUAAUUGACAUAUAUGGAUGGUUAUUUGUAUAUCUGAUGGAUCAGUGCAGACUUGAAUUUGAAGAAAUGUUGAUAGUGUCUACCUGUAAGCUUGUGUAGUUCUACAUGCUACACAAAAUAAAAUACAUUAGCUUGGAUCUUAAACAUAGGUGGAGUCAUACUUGAGAGGCAGGCAUCUUCUCUGCCUCCCCUUCCAGCUCUCUGUGCCUCCUGAAAUUGUGCUGCUUGGGGUCAGCACCUCCAAAAACAAUGUGUUGGGAGCCUACAGUGGGAGGGAUGAAUCAGCAAAAAGGCCCCCCUCCUCCUCCACAAACAAAUGCCAUUCUGUCAGCUGGACUGCUGUUAGGGAAAUGGAACAGCUAAUUAUGAUCCAAGUCAUUGAUACUACUUAAGGAUAAGACAACAUAAAAAUUACUUCUUUCCCAAUGAAGGGUUGGCCUGGAAACAGUGCUGGGGUUGUUUGUUGAAAACCAGAAAGAUCUUAAAAACACCUUAUUUACUAAUGAUGUUGCUUGCUGUGUCCAGCACGAAGUAUCUUCAAAUCAAGUGACGCAGCCAUGUUGGUUCCUGAAGAGAAAGUGUCAAUGGAUUUUGGUCAAAAGGGCCAAGAUAGGUGCUGUCAUGUCCACUCAAGAGGCCCUCAGGUUUUAGGAUAACAGUAACUAGGAAUGGUCAGCCUUUUGAUUCUUUAACAAAUGAAUGGAGAGUUUAUAAGUCUGGGAACAAUACUCUGUUUAGACACAAGAAAGAUCUAUGAAGAUCGGAUUGCAGGAAGAAGGAGAAAGUACUUUGAAGGAAUGUCUCAUGUUGGAAGGAACUUCCCAGAAAUUAAACCUUCCAGUGAUUUGGGAGGAGGGGAGCCUCUUCAUUGGUCUCUAAAAAAGUGAGCUGUACCAU
Molecule: messenger RNA, 7037 nt
Organism: Eublepharis macularius
Lineage: Eukaryota; Metazoa; Chordata; Lepidosauria; Squamata; Eublepharidae
Gene: RBM12B
Product: RNA binding motif protein 12B
Exons: 2
Coding region: 3234-5705 (823 amino acids)
Biological process (GO): regulation of RNA splicing
Cellular component (GO): ribonucleoprotein complex; nucleoplasm
Molecular function (GO): RNA binding
Source: RefSeq, a predicted model, not a curated record